GUCCGCCCAUUCCGGAGCUGAGGCAGGAAGAGGGUGGUGCCCCGCGCAGGGUCCCGGAAAGUCACCACGAACUCUAACUUCCCUAAGCAAGAUGGACCAGGAAAUGGAGCCCUCGGGCUGCAGCGGAAGAUAUUCGCUGGAGCUGCUCUGCCCAAAGGGCUGCAGAUGGACCGAGGACUACAGAGAGCCGAUGCGAAAGCUACAUAAACGAACAUUCAAGUUCCACUUCGAAAACCUACCCAAUCCUGAUGGUUGGCAUAAGACCUUCCUGUGCUAUACAAUAGAAAGCAAGCAGAAAAACAGAUUUCUUCGCAAUGGGGUCUUUCAAAAUCAGGACCACCCCUACACACGAUUGCAUGCAGAGCUUCGCUUCCUCUCCUGGUUCCAUGACAACUGGCUGUGCCCUGGUAAUUCCUACAGGGUCACCUUUUAUAUGUCCUGGAGCCCCUGCUCAGAGUGUGCCGAAGAGUUGACAACAUUCCUGGCUGGUCACCGCAAUGUGACACUGACCAUCUUUUUCUCCAAGCUCUACUACUGCGACCCGGACUCCUCAAAUAGGGAGGGGCUUAAAACACUGGCUGCGGGAGGUGCCAGGUUGUUUGUCAUGUUUGAUACAGACUUUUCAUACUGUUGGACAAACUUUGUGAACUGUGGCUACAACUAUUUCGAACCUUGGCCCCUACUGGAUGACAAUUCCAAGUACUGCAACAGGAUCCUGCAGAAAAUUCUCCAAGAGCCGAUGCGAAAGCUACAUAAAGAAACAUUCUACUUCCACUUCAACAACCUCUGCUUUGCUAAAGGACGGAAUAAGACCUUCCUGUGCUAUACAAUAGAAAGCAAGAAGAAAAAUAGAUUUCUUCGCAAUGGGGUCUUUCAAAAUCAGGACCACCCCUACACACGAUUGCAUGCAGAGCUUCGCUUCCUCUCCUGGUUCCAUGACAACUGGCUGUGCCCUGGUAAUUCCUACCAGGUCACCUUGUAUAUGUCCUGGAGCCCCUGCUCAGAGUGUGCCGAAGAGUUGACAACAUUCCUGGCUGGUCACCGCAAUGUGACACUGACCAUCUUUUUCUCCAAGCUCUACUGCUGCGACCCGGACUCCCCACAUAGGGAGGGGCUUAAAACACUGGCUGCGGGAGGUGCCAGGUUGUUUGUCAUGUUUGAUACAGACUUUUCAUACUGUUGGACAAACUUUGUGAACUGUGGCUACAACUAUUUCGAACCUUGGCCCCUACUGGAUGACAAUUCCAAGUACUACAAGAGCAUCCUGCAGAAAAUUCUCCAGUAAUUCACAGGCUCCAGGCCUGCUUGGUGUAUGUUGCGACUUGCCGUCCCAUGAAGCUAUGAAACCUUCAAAACAGCUUCCCCAUAUGGACACCAGUCACCUGGCGUUAAAACAGUGAAGUUUUUGAGAAGACAAAAGAGUGAACACAAAGAGCGUAAGCAGAUAUUAAAGGCCACCACUUCACCUAUGUGUCUGUACCGAGAGCAACAUUCUUUUUUCUUUUUUGGUACCGGAGAUCAAACCUUGCUCUUGCAAAGCAGGCUUGGAACCGCUGAGCUGAAUCCCAGGCCCCCAGCAGCAUCAUUCUUACUGCUUCACUGCACUGUCAAGGCAAAGAAGACCUUUACUGUUAGGGAAGAGUUGAUCUCACCUGCUGCUAAGGAAGUCGUGGUGAUGUCUUAGGAGAAGCUACAGUUCAAAAGUGAUCCAUGUGCCUCUUUUGAUUGGCUCCACAAACGAACAAGUUCACAAAGGACCAGAGGGACCCUGAGGCACAAUUGUUAUCAUCAAAAUCCGGGUGGAUGAGCCUAGUGAUGUUAAUAAUGAGUCAACAGUGCUUAUUUUUGUGUGAUAUAUUUUUUGGGAGGACGUGCACUUCCAUUUCCAACAGCACAUCUGCAGAACUAGUUAAGCCUGUCAAUGAUGACACAUUAGGAGCAUUGCACUGAUCAUUUUGGGCCGGCAUAUGCACCUGUGAACAGGCUGGCACAACUGCAUGGCUUCCUGGUUUCACCACUUGGGUCAAAAAGUGGCUUCUGAGACAUUCUGUUGGGCAGAAUGGGUCAGACACCUGGGCUUGAAUGUCGCAUGGUUUCUCUUGUAUGAGACACUCAAAUGAUAUAUACACACAGAAAUAGAGAGCAAGGUAGAGUAUGGAGAAGAAAGAAUAAUUUCAAAUAAUUCCCCAAGUUCUUCUCUAUUGCACUGUUUCAAAAUCAUUUAAAGAUAUAUACUGAUUUGUUUCAUGUAUACUACUAGUUCCUUAGUUGAUCAAAAAGAUAGUUUUGUGCUAUUAUCUGUUAGUUCCUUUUUGGUCUAGGAUUUGUACGCUGAGUUAACACUGUUGCCAUUUUUUAGGAUUAUGCUGCACAGU
Fukomys damarensis (Damara mole-rat) is the source of this 2375-nucleotide messenger RNA. RefSeq names its product DNA dC->dU-editing enzyme APOBEC-3F-like. Gene Ontology annotation, biological process: cytidine to uridine editing; negative regulation of single stranded viral RNA replication via double stranded DNA intermediate; defense response to virus. Gene Ontology annotation, cellular component: P-body; cytoplasm; nucleus. The coding region runs from base 92 to 1285 and encodes 397 amino acids. The transcript has 8 exons. The record is from RefSeq and is a predicted model, not a curated record. Gene Ontology annotation, molecular function: RNA binding; zinc ion binding; cytidine deaminase activity. NCBI's taxonomy places the organism in Eukaryota, Metazoa, Chordata, Mammalia, Rodentia, Bathyergidae.